This is a messenger RNA of Chanos chanos (milkfish), 3081 nucleotides long. RefSeq names its product espin like b (gene espnlb). Gene Ontology annotation, molecular function: actin filament binding. Gene Ontology annotation, biological process: actin filament bundle assembly. The coding region runs from base 1 to 3081 and encodes 1026 amino acids. Gene Ontology annotation, cellular component: cytoplasm. NCBI's taxonomy places the organism in Eukaryota, Metazoa, Chordata, Actinopteri, Gonorynchiformes, Chanidae. The record is from RefSeq and is a predicted model, not a curated record. The transcript has 10 exons.
AUGGGGCUCCACAGGGCCAUCCAAGCAGCUCAUGAGGGAGAUCUGACAACACUGAGGGCCUUACACUCGGCAGGAUGUCUCAGCUCAGCCAUAUCUGAUGCCCAGGGGGCAUCACCUGCUCACCAUGCUGCCCGCUGUGGUCAUUUGGACUGCCUAAGGUUCCUGGUAGGUGAGGUAGGACUGUCCGGACAUGCCCGUGCGUGGAAUGGAGCAACCCCAGUCCAUGAUGCAGCUGCAACAGGGCACCUAGAGGAGCUGCAGUGGCUGCUGGGACAUGGAGGCUGCAAUAUCGAGGACCGAGAUGGUGCAGGGGCCACAGUUCUCCACUUGGCAGCACAGUUUGGCCAUGCUGAGGUCAUGCAGUGGCUGCUGUCCAUCAGAGGAGGGACAGGGGUGGAGACCGACAGCGGAGCUCUGCCAAUCCACUAUGCAGCAGCCAAUGGGCAUCUCACCUGUGUCAAACUGCUCGUAUCCCAUUUCCCUGGGUGUAUGGAUCAUCAGACAUACACAGGUGCCACCCCUUUGUACCUGGCAUGUCAGGGGGGGCACCUGCAUGUGGUGGAGUACCUAGUGAGGGACUGUGGGGCAGACGUCCACCAGAGGGCCUUGGAUGGCAUGAGUGCCCUUCAUGCAGCUGCACACAUGGGACACCAUGCCCUGGUAGUUUGGCUGGCAUCUUUCACAGACAUGGACCUCUCCUGUCAGGAUACGGAUGGAGCCACACCAAUGCACUUCGCUGCAAGUGAAGGACACCAUCGUAUCUUAGAGCGCCUUUUACUCAUGGGGGCAAAGGUCGUGAAAGAUCACUGUGGCGGAACCCCUUUGCAUGAUGCUGCAGAGAAUGGAGAAUUAGAGUGCUGUCGAGUCCUAUUGACCAAUCAGAUCAACCCACUGGAGCAGGACAUAGAUGGCUUCAGUGCAGCUGAUUUGGCAGAGAACAACGGGCACCAUGACUGUGCCAAGUAUCUCCGUGCUGCUGCUAGUCUCCAACACUCAGAGGCUAACCCUCUUCAAGCAGUCACACCCCUGGAGGGAGAGAAAGGCUGUACUGAAACCACUAUUCACCAUCAGGCUUUGAAGAACCAAAACGAGAACAAGAACCUACAGAACAGAAUGGAGAACAGCAAGCCAGUGAAAGAAGUGCCUCCACAGCCUCGACUUUCCUUACCCUAUCCAGAUUCUGCAUCUACUGGUUUACCAUCCACUCAUUCUGGGAGAGCUGCUGCAAACACCAUUCAGCAUGUGCAAGUGGCCUCUACUGUUGUCACUUCAUUCAAUAUGAUGAAGCCAAUAGAGGAGGAAAAGAGCCUCCUGGCUCAGAUGAAGACUGUGAGGUCAAUGAAACAUGCAGGGAUCACGGCAGUUUUCACUGGACAAACAGGUUUACAGAAAGGAGAACAUGAAAUGGUGCUCCUUCCAUUAGAGGAGGCAAAUCUGAUCGACAUUGACUCUCUGGUUCCAACUCAUGACGAGAAUGGACACCCCAUUGCAGAAUGGAAGAGGCAGGUAAUGGUACGCAAACUUCAAGCUCGGCUCCAGGAUGAGGAGGAUGAGAGACAAAAGGAAAAGUAUAACAAAUAUGCAGAGGUGGAUGGCUGGAGGUAUUCUCAGGUCCACAAUGCCAUUUUAGGUCCUUUCGGUGAGUUGCUGACAGAAGAUGAUUUGGUCUACCUGGAAGAGCAGAUUGAAAAUGCCUCCUUACAAAAGAGGUGCCAAGCCUAUGAGCUGGAAUUAGCCAGGCUAGCGGAGGAACUCAGGGCAAUCCUUCCUGCCCCAGUUGUCGAUAUAACAGUCAAUACCCAAUUACAGCAACAGUCUGACACUGAGGGCCCUCUGCCACUGCCUGUCUGGUACAACCGUAUCUCCAGUAUUGUUAAGAGCAUGUCCCAGCUUUUGAACAACCUUGGCAACAAAGAGGAUGUGGAAGGAAUCUGCAAGAUGCCAAACUCAGAUCUGGCAUGUGUCUUCACCCAUCAGCCAGAGAGACAAAGCUCUGUCAGAGAAAGAAGAGAAAAGGUGGAGAAGGAGAUCCAGGAGUCAGGAGUUUGCGUUAAAAGUUUGAGGUCAAACUUUGAGAGUCAAAUAGAGACCAUCUACCCAUUUUCGGGGCUGGUUAACAGUCGACCUCAAAAUGACACAAACAAACAGGCGAUCUGCUCUUCCGCGAAUGGGAAACAGUCAUUGGGACUCACAAUCCAAGGCAGUGCUGUGAAUUCCAACAGUGAUACCAGCACGAGAUGUAAGCAGGCCAACAACAAGGAGACUGUUAAAGUGAUGGAGACCACCACUUUGCGAAAAGAGCGCAUUGUUGUUUUGUUUUUAAGCCACUGGAAAAAAUCAGCAUAUGCCAUAUCACUGAGAGCAAAAAUGAAACAGGGGCUCAGUUUGCAGAACUCAUCAGAGAAUAACCACAAAGUUGAAGGUACAAAUGUUUCAUAUUCUCAGAAUAGCCAUUUCUCCCUGUAUCACCUCUACAAGCAAAGGACUGCAAUAGACAAGAUGAUUGGCAACUGGAGGCAUAUUGUCACAGGUCUCACAUCACGUCAGAUUCAAAGACUCCACAGGAAGCGGGUCAUCUACUCACCUGAGCAGUUUCUUCCCCGUGUGGAUGGUGUACCUGUAGAUUACGACUCUCUUACCCUGGACCUCUUCAUGCUUGGCUACUUUCACAUCCUGGAGCAGGACCUCCCUGCUGAGGAGCGGAAAAUGAGGCACCUGCUGUGCUUCGAGGUGUUUGACCACGUGGGCAGUUUCCCUUGGGAAACAGUGCGAGACUUCCAUCGAGCUGUCCUGCGGGAUAUAGAGGCAGGGAGACGGGAGUGGAGGGAUGGUUUUGAGGACAUCAAGGCGCAGUACUUUGGAACAAAAGGACAUUUUGUUUCUGGUGGAUCUUCAGUGGAUUCAUCUGUUGAAAUGACUGUACCAAGAGUCAUUGUUGAGAGUGCCACACCAGAUGAAGGUGUAUCUCUCAGAAAAAGUGAUUUCUCCUGUUUCAGUAAUGAAGAAAUUUGCAAAUAUAUUGACCGUAGUUUUGCUUUCUGGAAAGAAAAAGAGGCAGAGAUGUUUGAUUUUGGGCAUUAA